Calypte anna (Anna's hummingbird) is the source of this 2516-nucleotide messenger RNA. RefSeq names its product Kruppel like factor 17 (gene KLF17). Lineage: Eukaryota; Metazoa; Chordata; Aves; Apodiformes; Trochilidae. The record is from RefSeq and is a predicted model, not a curated record. Gene Ontology annotation, biological process: regulation of transcription by RNA polymerase II. Gene Ontology annotation, molecular function: RNA polymerase II cis-regulatory region sequence-specific DNA binding; DNA-binding transcription factor activity, RNA polymerase II-specific.
GCCGCGGGGAGCGGAGCGGUGCCGGGCUCCGCGCACCGCGCUCCCCCCUGCCCCCGGUCCCCCUGCCCGGCCCGCCAUGGCGGCGGCCGUGGACGAGAGUACCCUGCCCUCUAUCUCUACUUUCGCCAACCUGUUGCUGGAGGAGCGGCCCGCCGACAUGCUCCACAGGAUGCUGCAGCAGGACGGCGCCGCGGCCGUGAAGCGGGAGGAGGAUGAUUUAGGCAAGUUCGUGGACUUGGACUUCAUCCUGGCGCACACCAGCAGCGGCGGGCAGGGGCCUCCCGGCCCCAACUACCCCCUUCCCGAGACCCCCGAGAGCUGUGGCACCACCUACGACAGCGACGGCUCCUACCCCACACCGGGCAAGUUCCGCCCUUACCCUGAGGGCCAGGGCCACAGCUACGUGGCUGAGCUGCUCACACCGGACCUGCCCGUCCACUGCGACCUGCAACGAAGGGAGUACACGGAGCUCCGGGUGCCCGGCGGACCCCCUCACCACCACCCACAUCAUCACCCGCCCCUGCACCCGGCCCUGACCCGCCCGCUGCCCCUGGACCCCUCGCAACCUUUCGGGCCCCGCAUCAAGAAGGAGCAGCCGGAGGAGCGCGCCUGCAUGCUGGGGCUGCCAGCCGCCGAGUACCUGGGACCGGGCGGCGGAGAGCAAAAGCCACGCGUGGCACCGGGUCCCGGGCCAGUGCCGGUGCCGCCCCUGCCUUACCCGGGCUUCGCCCAUGGCCGCCUGGGGCCCCCGGAGGAGCAGCUUACCGGCACAGACCCCCACCUUCUGGCUGACCUGCCACCCCACUACGCCGUGGCCCCGCACCGCUACGCUCCCCACUUCGCCCCCAGCCCGCCGCCGCCUCAAUUUCAUGGACACUUCAGUGUUUUCAGGGAGCCCCUGAAGGGGCCGGGCCCAGGCCGCGGGCUACCCGGGCUGCUGGUCACGCCGCCCAACUCCCCGGUGCUGGAGUACUUCCCGGCCGGGGCUCCCCCCGAGGACUGCAAGCCCAAGCGUGGCCGCCGCUCCUGGGCGCGUAAGCGGACGGCCACGCACAACUGUGAAUACCCGGGCUGCGGCAAGACCUACACCAAGAGCUCCCACCUCAAGGCGCACAUGCGGACCCACACGGGUGAGAAGCCCUACCACUGCACCUGAGGCUGUGGCUGGAAAUUUGCCCGCUCGACGAGGCUGACCCGCCAUUACCGCAAGCACACAGGGACCCGGCCCUUCCAAGGCCACCCCCUCUGCGAGCCUUUCUCCCGCUCCGACCACCUCGCCCUCCACAUGAGCGGCACAUGUGAGCGGCAGGCUGUGGCCGGACUCGGUGUCCCCAGAGCCAGCUCACGGUCUGUAAAUAGCGUCGGGCCGGGGAUAGCAGUGAGGAGCAGCCCGGCCGCCCAGCCCUCUCCGCUUGUAGUUGAUAACUAGUUUUCUCCUCUGCCCCUGCUGUGAGAGCUGGGCCCAGCCAAGCGUGGGGAAGGGCUGCUUUGGGGUGUAGAUGGGAGCAAAGCUGCAAGAAGUGUCUCCAACCCCUGUCCAGGCUCCACUGCUCAGCUUCCUAUGCUGGAGGACUCCCCCAGAACAGGCCCCUCUUUUGAGGGGCAGGGUGGGUGAGGAUGACUGGUGCAGCAGGAUCUGUCUCCAGAGUGUCCUGGCUUGUAUUUUGUAUCAGCUUAACCUUCCUCACCCUCCAAUUUGGCAUCCUCUGGCUCCAGGGACUGUGGAGACACUGGAUUCUGGCCCAGGUUUUUAACUGGAGACUUGGCAUCCACUGGGUGUGGUCACAGCAUGGAAGUGGGUUGCAGGUCUUCUCGGUUGUGGCGAUCAGAACAAACUUCCUGACCCAAAAGCCAGGAGGGAUGGACAAAGUGGGACCUGACCAUGGCUGGUGGCUAUAAAGGUUUGCAGAGGUUGGCAGGCAGUUGUCACCUUGCACAGGGCUCAGGGAUGCUCCUGUUUCCAGCUUGGAUCCUGCUGGGCAGUCCUGUCCUGGCUAUUCCCACAGUUUUCAGUUCAGGAGCCUAAAAUGGCUCUCCUGGCUCUUGUCUGCUUUCAUUUGUCUUGUUCUUCCCCUCAGGAUGACACCAGGUACUGCUGCAGCCUGCCUUCCCCUUGCUGCUUUUUAAAUUUAGUGUGUAAAGGACAGUAAGUCCAGCUAUGAAUGCCCAGGUUUCUGCUAUACUUGAAUCUUUCAUAGAGGGGUAAAAAAAAGAGAAAACUCAAUGGAAAAUGAGUCUUUAUGUGCAGCUUCUGCAAAGCAAGUUGUAAAUUAAACAAAGCAGUAAUAUAUUAAUGUUUCUGGUUUUUUAAUAUAUUUUUUCUUCCAGCUGGGAACACAGAUGAGUCUCGGCUUUGGGAAGUGCACUGUCCCGUCUGUGUAUAUUGUUAAUUAACAUUUCUCUGCUUGGGCACGUUAGGUCUCUUCGCACUCUGAAAUGUUACUUUUCUUUAUAUGCAAACUGUUGAAAUAUUGUGAUCUGCUGUAUAAUAAAUACAACAAGAUGUAAACAUGAAA